AUGAUCUCCUCCAGUACAUGGGUUCCAAGAGGCUAUGCCUCAGAGUUCCCUGAGAAGUAUGAACUUAAUGACGAAGAAAUGGAAAGAAUCAACGCCAUGGCCAAGCUCGAAUUAAACGAUGCUCCAGAAGAUGAAGAGGAAGAAGAACAAUCUGAAAACCCACUUAAAGACCAAAUUGAAGUUGAUGAUGACUUGAAAGAGUACGACUUGGAAAACUACGACAAUGAUGUCAAUGAGGAUGGUGAGGAAGUGACCAUGUUUCCAGGAUUGUCCAACAGUGAUGCCAAAUUCCACCAAGAAACCGAUGGAAGCGACCCAUACUUGACGUUACCUACAGAAGUGGACAUCCAAGAAGAAAAGCAAGAAUCUCAAAUUUACCCAACUGACAACCUUGUCUUGGCCACCAGAACUGAAGAUGAAGUGUCCUACUUGGACAUAUACGUUUACGACGACGGUGCUGGUGCCCCAGACGGCGCCGAAGAAGAAGAGGAAGACAAGCUUGAUGCCGAUGUUGCCAAGGGAUUGGUCAGAGAGUCCACUUUAUACGUGCAUCACGAUAUCAUGUUACCUGCAUUCCCAUUGACCGUCGAGUGGAUAAAUUACAAACCAGGACAGGCUAACCCAGAUGAGUUGAACAUUGGUAACUUCGCCGCUGUUGGUACUUUUGAUCCUCAAAUCGAAAUAUGGAACCUUGACUGUGUUGACAAAGCAUUCCCAGACAUGAUUCUCGGAGAACCACAACAAAACUCGUUGCCCAGCUUAAAGAAGAAGAACAAGAAGAAGAAGAAGAACAAAGGACAUGUCACCACCCAUCAUACCGAUGCUGUUUUAUCCAUAGCCCACAACAAGGUACACAGAUCCGUUCUUGCAUCAACUUCUGCUGACCACACUAUAAAAUUGUGGGAUCUUAACACAGGCACUGCCGUCAGAUCAUUGAUUAAUGUGCACAAUAACAAGACCGUCUCUUCUUCACAUUGGCAUUCCAGUGAGCCUUCCAUCUUGUUAACUGGUGGUUACGAUGGUACUGCUGCCGUCACUGAUGUGAGAAUUUCAGAUGAAUCCCAAAUGACUAGAAACUUCAAGGUAGGCCAAGGUGAAGAAGUCGAAAAUGUCCGUUGGGGCCAUCCUUCAGUUCCAGAGAUUUUCUAUGCUGGUACUGACAAUGGUAACAUUUACUGUUUCGAUGUUAGAAACACAGACAAACCGCUCUGGACUUUACAUGCACACGAUGCUGGUAUUUCAUCAUUGGAUGUUAACUCUCAUAUUCCAGGUAUGUUAAUCACUAGUGCCAUGGGUGAGAAGACUGUUAAGCUCUGGAAAUGCCCAACUGAUAACUCUUCUGGUCCAACCAUGGUGUUAUCUCGUGACUUCGGUGUUGGUAAUGUUCUCAGUUCUUCAUUUGCUGGUGAUAUUGAAGUUGCUGGUAACUUGACUGUUGGUGGUGUUAGCGGAGCAUUGAAGUUGUGGGAUGUCUUUUCAAACUCAUCUGUCAGAAAUUCUUUCCGUGAAGAAUUGAAGCAAUUACAAAUCGAUGCCAGAACACAAGCUAAGCAAAAUGGCCGUGCUUCUAGAAUCGCCAGAAAGUAUAACGGUGCUCAUGGUGAAUCUAUCAUGACAGUUGAAGCAGGUGGCUUCGAGGAUGAUUCUGAUUCCGAUGGUGAAGACAAUCAAAUUGAAGAUGAUGAGGAGUAG
This is a messenger RNA of Suhomyces tanzawaensis NRRL Y-17324, 1692 nucleotides long. It is a transcript of the gene PWP1, whose product is annotated as rRNA-processing protein. The transcript has a single exon. The record is from RefSeq and is a predicted model, not a curated record. Lineage: Eukaryota; Fungi; Ascomycota; Pichiomycetes; Serinales; Debaryomycetaceae. Gene Ontology annotation, cellular component: nucleus. Gene Ontology annotation, biological process: rRNA processing. Bases 1 to 1692 code for a protein of 563 amino acids. Gene Ontology annotation, molecular function: protein binding.